AUUUUGGUGCUGAGAUGCAUUUUCGACCGUGUUGCUUUUUUGUUUGAUAAAUAAGUUUAUUUGUGGUGGUUAGGCGUUCGGGGUUUGGGCCGCUUUGGAGAUCUUCGUAUACUCUACCUAUGCCUGCGUGUACCCUGCUGUUGCGCUUUUGUUUUUUGCUUUUUUACUUUUUUUCUUUCAUGGAUAACGAUGCCCGACUCGCGUGGCGUGGAGCUUGUUGGCAAAUUGGAGGUAGCUCAGCCAGCCAGGGCCGCCGUGGCUGGCCGCCGCCGCCGCAGCGAACCGUGGGGGCGUGCGCGUGGUGGGUGGUAAAAAAAAAAAAGCGUGCACGCACGGUAGGCAUUGCGUUAUGGGGCUUAGUUAGAGACGGGAUGAGGAUGAAGAGGGGAAGCAACCAGGGAGGUGGAAGGGAAGGGUAUUCGUCCGGUCGUCAGGAUAAGGAUUGAGGGGAUGACUUUGCAGCGACGCUUCCCAGCCGUGGAGGAGACGAAUUGAUUCCAAUUGUCCAGGUGCAGCGGGGCACGGCCAAUGAGGAAUCGAGCGCAAGCGUUAGGAGGGUGAAUGCGAGGCAUGCGGAGCCGUCACAUGCGGUAGUGCGCCACUGAGCGAGUGCGAAGGAAGGGAAG
Messenger RNA from Aplosporella prunicola CBS 121167, 626 nucleotides. RefSeq lists its product as uncharacterized. The transcript has a single exon. The coding region runs from base 120 to 446 and encodes 108 amino acids. Lineage: Eukaryota; Fungi; Ascomycota; Dothideomycetes; Botryosphaeriales; Aplosporellaceae. The record is from RefSeq and is a predicted model, not a curated record.